GAAGCUGAACAACGUCUCAUGCUGCUUAUUUCCUACUAUUUGAGUAUAGCAACACAACAACAAAGUGUUACUGAACUAGUUGAUGUCGCUGCUGUUUUCACAUUGAUAUGGCUCUUUCUCUGAGUUUUCUUAUUUUAACCCUGAUAAAAGGAAGUGAAAGUGUGAACACAAUCACUAAGGUCUCAGUGCAGGUGGGAGCUUCAGUCAGGAUCCCCUGUUCUUAUGAUUCAAAAUACAUAAAUCAUGUGAAAUAUCUAUGCAGAGGAUAUUAUUGGAAUUCCUGCUCAUAUGAAGUUAGAACAGACUCACCACGGGAAACAGGAACACAUUCAAUCUCUGAUGACAAAAUUCAAAGAAUUUUCACUGUUACCAUAAAACAGUUAACAGCUGACACUUAUUACUGGUGCAAUGUGGAGAGCGAUAAAGGAGGUGAUGAUGGGCAACGCUUUCAUCUGUCAGUUAACAAAGGUACACCCAUCCUCUGGGUGGCAGACCAGAAUGUGACUGGAUUUAUUGGCGACGAAAUAAACAUAAACUUUAACUCCUCUACCUCUGGAGGAAUAAAGUGGUGUAAGCUGGACAAAACAUGUGUGACAAAGCCAACUGGAAUGAUAGAUGGAACAACAGUAACCAUCAAGAAGGACAUAGGCAAUGUAAUCAGUGUAACUAUGAGUGGACUGAAGCAAGAGAACAGUGGUUGGUAUUACUGUGAUAAAGGAGAAUUUCAGAUGCCAGUUCACCUGACUGUGACUGUCAAACCCACUGGAAGUAAAAGUGUGAACACAAUCACUAAGGUCUCAGUGAAAGUGGGAGCUUCAGUCAGGAUCCCCUGUUCUUAUGAUUCAAAAUACAUAAAUCAUGUGAAAUAUCUAUGCAAAGGAUAUCAUUGGAAUUCCUGCUCAUAUGAAGUUAGAACAAACUCACCACGGGAAACAGGAAUGUAUUCAAUCUCUGAUGACAAAAUUCAAAGAAUUUUCACUGUUACCAUAAAACAGUUAACAGCUGACACUUAUUACUGGUGCAAUGUGGAGAUCAAUAAGGGAGGUGAUGAUGGGCAACGUUUUCAUCUGUCAAUUAACAAAAGUACACCCAUCCUCUGGGUGGCAGACCAGAAUGUGACUGGAUUUAUUGGCGACAAAAUAAACAUAAACUUUAACUCCUCUACUUCUGGAGGAAUAAAGUGGUGUAAGCUGGACAAAACAUGUGUGACAGAGCCAACUGGAAUAAUAGAUGGAACAACAGUAACCAUCAAGAAGGACAUAGGCAAUGUAAUCAGUGUAACUAUGAGUGGACUGAAGCAAGAGAACAGUGGUUGGUAUUACUGUGAUAAAGGAGAUUUUCAGAUGCCAGUUCACCUGACUGUGACUGUCAAACCCACUGGAAGUAAAAGUGUGAACACAAUCACUAAGGUCUCAGUGAAAGUGGGAGCUUCAGUCAGGAUCCCCUGUUCUUAUGAUUUAAAAUACAUAAAUCAUGUGAAAUAUCUAUGCAAAGGAUAUUAUUGGAAUUCCUGCUCAUAUGAAGUUAGAACAAACUCACCACGGGAAACAGGAAUGUAUUCAAUCUCUGAUGACAAAAUUCAAAGAAUUUUCACUGUUACCAUAAAACAGUUAACAGCUGACACUUAUUACUGGUGCAAUGUGGAGAUCAAUAACGGAGGUGAUGAUGGGCAACGCUUUCAGCUGUCAAUUAACAAAGGUACACCCAUCCUCUGGGUGGCAGACCAGAAUGUGACUGGAUUUAUUGGCGACAAAAUAAACAUAAACUUUAACUCCUCUACCUCUAGAGGAAUAAAGUGGUGUAAGCUGGGCAAAAGAUGUGUGACAGAGCCAACUGGAAUAAUAGAUGGAACAACAGUAACCAUCAAGAAGGACAUAGGCAAUGUAAUCAGUGUAACUAUGAGUGGACUGAAGCAAGAGAACAGUGGUUGGUAUUACUGUGAUAAAGGAGAUUUUCAGAUGCCAGUUCACCUGACUGUGACUGUCAAACCCACUGUUGCAACAACUACUGCAACUGCAACAAUUAUUAUAGCGACAACAACUAAUAUUACAGCUACAAGUACAACAGCUCCUGAAGAUGACAGUCUUUUGCAAGCUCUGAUGAGCCUCGCCAUCCCUCUGAGUGUGCUGAUCUUCAUUGUUAUUGCUGCCUUAUCAAUCCUGUUUUUACUGAGAAGAACCAAACGUGUCAGAGUUAAGGAUUCAGCAGCCUCAAAAAAUGAAGAGAAUUUAACAUAUUCAGAAGUCUCUUUCAAGAAAAACAAGGCAGCCCAGGCUGCAAGUGAUGCCGAUGUGACCUACAGCUCUGUUGUUCCCGUCAAGAAACAAAGUGUGAGAAGGAGUGAAGGGAAAGAUGAGGACGUUACAUACAGCACAAUUAUUCAUCACAAGCAAAAUGUUUAAAUCUCUCAAAGACAUUUUGUUUCUUCUUCCUGCGACUAAGCGCUACCUAAUAUUGUCUGUCUCCACAAGUGUGAAACAAUGACUCAUUGACUUAGAAAAGCCUCUGACCUUUUCUUUUCUCUUUUUUUUUUUUACAUUGAGUUUACACCCCUUGAGUAUCUUUAUACUCAAGGGGUGAAUAGCAAGUUUAGCUUUUUAUCAUGCUAGACAUCUUUUGUUGCUUCUAAGUAUGGUCUUGUUGAGGAUAGAAUGGGUUUAUAACAACACCUCAAAAAUGUGAAAAAUAUGAAGAUAUUGUCAAUAUUUGAAUUUACAUUUACACAAGAAGUUAAAUUUGUAAAUACCAUUGUUAUCAUCUAUAAUCAUUUAGUAGGAUGAUUUGCAUGAGCUGUUGCUAAGUUAUUAUCUAUAUCAAUCUGGAAUAAUCAAGACUGAAUCCCUUUACUAAAAUGUUUAUUCUGAGAGGUAGUAAUACAGAACUGUAGAUUAGGCCAUGAUGAGAUGCAUUGCUGUUACAACCCUCCACUAUACCUAACUGAACCAAAGGGCUAUGUCAAUGUUGUUGUUUUUUUUGUUUGUUUGUUUUGUUUUUCUAUUAUUUUUGGACCACAUUUGAUAAUUAUUUACUUAAAAUCCCAAAUAUAUUAAAAAUAGUUGGGUCAUCUAUGAAUUUUUUUAUAUAUAUAUAUGUAUAUGUAAAUCACAACGCUCAAACUGUGUAGCUCAACAUUGUUUAGUUCUUAAUCUGGCCAAUAAGUUUGAUUUUAAUAAAAAACUUUUGCUUUUUUAUUUUUUAUUUUUAUUGUAAGAGAAUAAAGUCAAUCUGGGGAAUGUAUGUGUAAGUUUUGUUAUAUGUUACGAAUAGGUUACAGAAGACAGGGCUCUCCCAGGACUGCAUUCAUGCAAGAUCCACUGCUGGAUUCAAUUACAAAAUGUUGUUUUCAAAGUGCAAUUCUGGGAAAUUUUUGAGAUAACCUAAAUCAUGUUAAAAGAGGAACUCUCGAAAUAACACAACACAUUGUGACAACACCCUCAUGAUAAAUAGAAUUAAACAAAAAAAAUAAAAACUGUUUCUGCAGUAAUUGAUUGUAUGCAGUUUGUACUUGGCAUGGAACCCCAUAUGAUGACAUUUAUAACAAUUCAGAAAA
Molecule: messenger RNA, 3550 nt
Organism: Poeciliopsis prolifica (blackstripe livebearer)
Lineage: Eukaryota; Metazoa; Chordata; Actinopteri; Cyprinodontiformes; Poeciliidae
Exons: 13
Coding region: 108-2402 (764 amino acids)
Source: RefSeq, a predicted model, not a curated record